GAUUAUGCACAUUGUUUAAUACCAAAUGUUACAAGAGUUUUAUUUAAUCGUUCAAUACGAACGCGAACAGGUGAAUUAUAUGAUAAAUUCCAAUAUAUUCAAAUGAGUUCGGAGGAAUCGGGACAAUUAGAAUAUUAUAAUAAACAAUGUUUAUGUAGAAAUAAAUUAUGCGUACGAAAAUGUUGUUCAAAUGAUGAAAUACAUGUUAAAGAAAAUCGAAAGUUACAAUGUAAUAUAUCAGAAAAUGCAAAUUUUACGAAAUUAAACCUGGAUUUUUAUAAUUUUACAAAGGAAGCGAAUAGUUUAGUUAAUGAUUCUAUGAUACAAUUAAUUGAUGGGAGUCCGUGUGCGCGCGGGAAAUAUCGUAUGUCGAAAGAAGAUGGUGAAUUAUAUUAUUUGCAAUAUAAUACGGGAUUUUUAUAUACAAUUGAAGAAGAGACCCAGGAAGAAUUGUUUCAGACAACUAACGUAGACACGUUUUACACGUGGAAUGAAUAUUGUAUAGAGAAUAAAUUAACUGGCGAUGGAGACUGGGAAACGGAUUAUUUUGUGUGUUUUCCAAGUGAAGUUGAACCAGAACAGCUUAUGGUGUAUCAGCCUUUAGCCAUUGGCAUGAUAAUAUCAAUACCAUUCCUAUUUUUAACAUUUGCUGUUUACGCCAUUAUACCUGAAUUACAAAAUUUACAUGGAAAAUCAUUGAUGUGUUACGUUUUUACGUUAAUGUUUGCAUAUACGUUAUUGGCAUUCAUACAAUUAAGUCCAACGCAACCAGAUCCAUGGUGUGAAAUUAUUGCAUUCAGCAUAUAUUAUCUAUUCCUAGUCAGUUUCUUUUGGUUAAAUGUCAUGUGCUUUGAUAUUUGGUGGACAUUUAGUGGCAUUGGUGGAUUUAGAUCAUCCCGCAAUGCAGAACAGAAAAAAUUCUUCUUCUAUCAUUUAUAUGCGUGGGGUGUACCUAGUGCAAUUAUAACUUUCAGUAUGAUCAUGCAAUAUCAUCCAGCUGUUCCAGUAACAUGGUAUUUACCAAAAUUGGGCUCAGCUACAACAUGCUGGUUUGCUGAAAAAGAAGGGCAAUUAUUAUAUUUUCAUCUGCCAUUAUUUUUUGUAAUUACAUGCAAUGUAAUUUUAUUUGUGAGUACGGCUAUAAAAAUAAUUAAAAUUAAACGUGAUACAGCCAUGUUAAAAACAAAAGAUAGCCAACGUCAUGAAAGUUCGAAUUACACGAAAGAUAAACAAAGAUUCGCAUUAUACUUAAAAUUAUUUAUUGUAAUGGGCGUAAAUUGGACAAUGGAAUUAUUAUCAAUAGUAUUCGAAUCAAAUGAUCCCAAAGAAUCAUCAUAUGCAUGGUUGCUUACCGAUUUGGGUAAUACGUUACAUGGUGUCUUAAUUUUCAUUAUAUUUGUAUGUAAACGACAAAUAUGGGCAUUACUAGUCAAACGGUAUCAUGUGAUGAUGGGCAGACCGUAUCAAGCAAACGCUGCAUUUUCCAGAACUCAAACGACCUCUUACUCCGUCAGUCAAUCAACCGACACCACUGCCAGUCAACACGGAUCCGUAAAGUUGAACAGUUUUAAUUAGGAUUUACGGACAUGCAAAUUUUAUGAAAUGUUUUUUAUACUAUAAACGCUUGCAAAGUUACGCAAACAAAUUGAGAAAAAAAAAAUUUUGAAUUCGAUGCAUUUAUAAAAUUAUAUUUAUAUGUAAUAAUUAUCUCGAUGUGCAAAAUUUUAGGUUAAAGUGAGUUAAAAAUAUCAUGGUUAAUAAGCAGUGAUCCGUAAUUGAUAAAGUUGAGUUAGCAACAUGGAGAAUCGGUCGGUAGAUUGAACUGUUCAUGUGAAUGAACAGAUGUGAAUCCGAGGAAUGCUGGGU
Messenger RNA from Chrysoperla carnea, 1866 nucleotides. Its product is annotated as G-protein coupled receptor Mth2-like. The record is from RefSeq and is a predicted model, not a curated record. NCBI's taxonomy places the organism in Eukaryota, Metazoa, Arthropoda, Insecta, Neuroptera, Chrysopidae. Bases 103 to 1575 code for a protein of 490 amino acids. The transcript is spliced from 7 exons. Gene Ontology annotation, molecular function: G protein-coupled receptor activity. Gene Ontology annotation, biological process: cell surface receptor signaling pathway; G protein-coupled receptor signaling pathway. Gene Ontology annotation, cellular component: membrane.